AUGAAGAUUAACCAAAGCCUGCCUUUCCACUCUCGCAGGCCAUUACAAAGAAAUCAAGAUGGAAUACUUGGGAUCAGCAGAAUUCUCAAACUACGGAACCAACUGCUUUCGCACCGGGGGAACAAGAUCCGGAGCAACGACCCUAACAGUUUGGAAGAUAUCUCGAGAAAAGGUUUGAGCACCGGUGUCUCAUAUAUGUACUCCAGUUUAUUCGAAGUAUCCCAAUGGUGUCAGACUGUCGACUUAUUGGGAAAAAGGCUACGAAGAACUUUGAUCUCUUGUUUCGGAGAAAUCAGUGGCUCACGAGUAAUUGAAAGGAACAUUCUCUAUUUGAUCUCGAAGUCGAAAGAUCUCCGAUAUGCUCACAUUCCAGUUGUUGAAGGCACGUUGUUAGUUUUGCUGAUCUUCCUAAACUUCAGAUAGUCCAAACUGCAAUGAUGCAUUUCCUUCAUCACAGUUCUCCCUUCACUGCAUCCUUUCUC
This is a messenger RNA of Phalaenopsis equestris, 482 nucleotides long. RefSeq names its product ATP synthase protein YMF19-like. The record is from RefSeq and is a predicted model, not a curated record. The transcript has 2 exons. Lineage: Eukaryota; Viridiplantae; Streptophyta; Magnoliopsida; Asparagales; Orchidaceae. Gene Ontology annotation, cellular component: membrane; mitochondrion. Bases 1 to 423 code for a protein of 140 amino acids.